Molecule: messenger RNA, 1333 nt
Organism: Erinaceus europaeus (western European hedgehog)
Lineage: Eukaryota; Metazoa; Chordata; Mammalia; Eulipotyphla; Erinaceidae
Gene: CHCHD4
Product: coiled-coil-helix-coiled-coil-helix domain containing 4
Exons: 3
Coding region: 138-560 (140 amino acids)
Biological process (GO): protein import into mitochondrial intermembrane space
Cellular component (GO): mitochondrial intermembrane space
Molecular function (GO): protein-disulfide reductase activity
Source: RefSeq, a predicted model, not a curated record
AGCGGGGCCUACGGAGCGCGGCCUGCCGGGAGGUGGAGCCGCGUGCAGAGGGCCGGACUGAAUAAACGCGGCGCGCAGCCGGAGGGGCGGGUCGGCAGCCUCUGUCCCGCUGCGGGGAGGUCACCGCGUGAGCCGCCAUGGCCUACUGCCGGCAGGAAGGGAAGGACCGAAUUAUAUUCGUGACCAAAGAAGACCACGAGAUGCCCAGCAGUGCAGAGCUGGUGGCAGAUGACCCCAACGACCCUUACGAGGAGCAUGGAUUGAUACUGCCAAAUGGAGACAUUAACUGGAACUGCCCGUGCCUGGGGGGAAUGGCCAGUGGCCCCUGUGGGGAGCAGUUCAAGUCGGCCUUUUCCUGCUUCCACCACAGCAGGGAGGAGAUCAAAGGGUCGGACUGUGUAGGCCAGUUCCGAGCCAUGCAGGAAUGCAUGCAGAAGUACCCGGACCUCUAUCCCCAGGAUGAGGAGGAAGAGGAGGUGGAGGAGGAGCCAGUGGAGCCCUCAGCAGAAGCAGCUCCCUCUGAGGCUCCUGCAGUCAAAGAGAAAGGGGGCUCGAGCUAAUGGAGGCUGGCGGGCUCGGGGCGCCUAUCCCUCCACCCCAGAGUGACAUGAACCUUUUGCAGAAUGCCUUCCCGUCAUUCUCCAGAAAGUAUUGCCCUUUACUCUGUACUGUGAUGUGAAAAAUGACUUACUGGCACCUUGUCAUCUACACUGAAAAAAAUACGGUGUGUGUAUGUGUGUCUAACCCAGAACCACCCACUAGUAUAGGUGGCACUUUGGGAUUCUCAGGCUUCUCUGGGUUUUGCCACUUUGCAGUAACAUGCUGAAGAACUCAGCAAGCAGAAGGCGUUGACUGAGAAUGUCUCCUGCAAGUAGGCUGGUUUUUUGUGACUUGUAGUGUCACCUGUCAUAGAUUUUGUACUCCUUUUUGAACUGAGAUAGAAGCAAAGACAUCUUUAGACCAGCUGGAGUGGGCAUUCCUACCAGAAGAGGCCAGUCAGGUCUCACCCGAAAGCCGUCUUGACCCGAGUAUGUGAAGAGGCACAGGGUUCUGUUUCCAAUGCAGUUUGGCUACUGUUUUUGCCAUGAGCUCUGUUUUCUCCAUGGAGAAAGUGGAGCUUUGGAACCUCACAUUCACAGUCCCUUUCUUAGCAGAGGGGAAACUAACUGUUAUUUUCUUGCUGUUUCUGUUGUUCUGAAGCCCUGUGUUCACACCACCUCUGUCUAGCCUCUUGAGAUGCCCUGUUCUCAAGAAGGGAGGAACCUGUUACUUGAGUAGCAGCCAGGGGAGGACAGGUGUGAAUUACGUGUUAAUAAAAGGAAAACGUGAUAAU